AUGACGCGCACGAGCACCCAGCAGCAGUCGAGAGGUCAUGCAGGGCACUCGCACCACGGCCACGGCCACGGUCACGCACACGAUACCUCCUACCUGACCUCCCAGAACAAGAAUGAUGCCGGAGUCAGGAUCACAAGAAUUGGGCUGUUCGUCAACCUGGGCAUGGCCAUUGGGAAAGGGGUCGGAGGUGUCGUGUUCCACUCGCAGGCACUGAUUGCCGACGGCUUCCACGCCCUCACCGACCUGGUGUCCGACUUCAUGACCCUCGCCACCAUCUCGUGGUCCCUGAAACCCGCGACGAGCCGAUUUCCCAGUGGAUAUGGCAAGAUUGAGAGCUUGGGUGCGUUGGGAGUGAGCGGGCUGCUGCUCUUCGGAGGUAUUGGGAUCGGCUUAAAUGGUUUGGAUGCCCUUUAUACACAGUUCAUGCUCGAUCCUGCGGCUGUGGUGCAUGCCCAUGAGCAUGCGGAACAUGGCGGUGGGGGGCUGUUCUCGUUUCUAGGACACAGCCAUAGCCAUGGACCUGCGUUACCAGACCUCAACGCUGCGUGGCUUGCGGCGGGCUCUAUUGUGGUGAAAGAAUGGCUAUAUCGAGCGACUAUGAAAAUUGCCCGAGAACGCAAAUCGUCCGUUUUGGCCUCCAAUGCAGUCCAUCACCGCAUCGAUUCCUUGACCAGCAUCGUGGCCCUUGCCACUAUUGGUGGCGCACACAUCUUUUCGGACGCUUCGUGGCUUGAUCCCGUGGGCGGGCUGGUGAUUUCAGCCAUGGUAAUAAGAGCAGGCUGGAACAACUCAAAGACCGCUCUCCUCGAGCUCGCAGAUGUCACCGUGGACGAUGAGAUCAAGAGCCUAGUCCGUAGAGCUGCGUCCAGAGCUCUGAAAGGCGAUACCGCAAAGGGUAUUGAGCCGGUUGAGUUUGGCAACGAGACAGAGAUCAGAGACAUCCAAGGGGUUAAAUCGGGUCAGAACUAUCUGAUAGAUAUCGAGCUCGGGGUGCCCAAGGACUUCACCCUAGAGCAGAUGCAGAAUAUCGAAGAGGCUGUGCGGGAGAGAUGUGGCUCGAAAGUCCGCGGAGUCAGACGGGUUCGCGUCAAAUUUGUCCAGCUGGGAGAUAUGGAUGCCACCCUUGCCGGCGACUUCAUUGCUACGGACGUGAGUCCAAGGAGCAGCCCAGAGCCGGAAGAUGAACGUGAUGAGCAUGGCCAUCACCACCACGAAGAAGGGCAAGGACAUGACCAUCCUCACCAACACUUGAAUGGCCAUGCCACGACAGCGAGCAAAAAGAAAAAGGAUUCCUGA
Molecule: messenger RNA, 1296 nt
Organism: Fonsecaea erecta
Lineage: Eukaryota; Fungi; Ascomycota; Eurotiomycetes; Chaetothyriales; Herpotrichiellaceae
Exons: 2
Coding region: 1-1296 (431 amino acids)
Biological process (GO): monoatomic cation transport; transmembrane transport
Cellular component (GO): membrane
Molecular function (GO): monoatomic cation transmembrane transporter activity
Source: RefSeq, a predicted model, not a curated record